AUGAAAUUGACGACUCUUGCACAGCUUGCUGUUGUCCACUCAUGUGCUGAUCCUGUUGACCUUGAGGCUUUCUUCUGUGAAGUGCAGAAGUUUCAUCUGAAUGGUGUUGCUGAACCGUUCUUUCAGGACUGGAUACUCGCAGAGCCCUCCCAUUUCUUUACACCAGAAACCCUACACCACUUGCAUAAGGAAUUUUUGGACCAUGAUGCACAAUGUUAUCAUCACUUUCCUGGAGGCAUCUCGAAGCUUAAACAGGUCACUGGUUGCUGUCAACAAGACAUGCAGCAAUAUAUCAUUGCAGUGUGGGCAGAUGCAGCACCUGCAUGUAUCAUCACUGCCUUACAUGUGCUCAUGCAAUUCCGUUAUCUCAUCCAGUCACCACACCUUGAUGACGAUGAUCUCAAGUACAUCUCAGGCACAUUACAUGAGUUCCAUGUUUGCAAUUAUUGA
Suillus discolor is the source of this 450-nucleotide messenger RNA. RefSeq lists its product as uncharacterized. Bases 1 to 450 code for a protein of 149 amino acids. Lineage: Eukaryota; Fungi; Basidiomycota; Agaricomycetes; Boletales; Suillaceae. The record is from RefSeq and is a predicted model, not a curated record. The transcript is spliced from 2 exons.